Messenger RNA from Ectocarpus sp. CCAP 1310/34, 1391 nucleotides. Lineage: Eukaryota; Phaeophyceae; Ectocarpales; Ectocarpaceae. The record is from the annotation of a GenBank genome assembly.
UGAGCGGCCGUGGAGGAGGUAGAGGAGGGGGAUGAGCGGCCGUGGGGGAGGUGGAGGAGGGGGGCGAGGGGCAGCAGCGCCAGGUCGUGGAGCAGGAGGAGGUGGGGCUGGAGGAGCCGCCGGUGGAGGGGCCGGCGAUGAUGAUACUUCAACAUCCAGUGCGCAGGAACGCUUCUUUGAAGAAGUGAAGGACAAGAUCGACCAGAGUAUCACCCACGAGGGAGGUGGUGUGAAAGGCCGGUUCCCGUUUGACAACCCGCUCGUGCGUCCGAAGUGUGCCACUUUUCAGCCAUCACCAGACCUACCGAAACUCGACCGGUUUUAUCAGAAGGCGGUAUUGGUAUGGAUACCGGAGUUCUUGUUCCCAGAGCUCCAGGCAGUUCCUUGUCCAGGAUGUGGGGGCAAGGGCGCACCUGAUGGCUGGAACCCUCAGGGGCCACGCCGGGUGUUCAUGGAUCACGACGUGGCGUACGUGAUGGGGUUUCGGUACAAGUGUGCGAAGUGCGCGGAGUUCAAUAAAGGCAAGCAGGAGGCGGAAAAGCGCAAGACGAGCUUCAACGCGUGGGAUGCUGGGUGCCUCCGGCGUCUCCCGGAGUACAUCUCCAAGGAGUUCCCUUUCCUUCUCACCAAGCGAUCGGGCAUUGAGAUUUGCAUGGUGGACCGGCUUGCAGAUGAUUUGGUGCAUGGGAAGGGCUUCUCCGCUGCUGCCAAGAAUAUUCGUCAGGCGCAUACGACCAAGUUCAUGGUGGACCAGCUGAAGUACACCUCUCUGGUCAACACCCGGCGGACCAGCUCGGGCAUCUUCCGCUCGGCCAACCUCGCCAAAACUCCGGAGAGGUUCGGCAGCUUUGAUGACUCGACAAAGUACGGCGGUGCGGUCCCGUCGGAGCACUAUUUGCGGGACGUGAGGCGGUUUUAUUUCUCGAAACUCCCCGUGCUGGAGGUGGAUAGCGUGGAUUGGACCCUGGAGGAGUAUCACCACCGCUUGAUGCAGCGCUGGGACGGAGACAUUCUGGGUGGGGAUUCUUCGUUUAAGUUUGCGAAGAUCAUCCGGCUCCGGGCAAAAGCGGGCGAGGAGCGCACAAGACCAGUGUACGGCUCCUUCACAGUCUUCAACGAAUGUAAGCAGGUGGUCUGGCAGCGUCCGAUGAACACCGGUGCCUUGAGCGAGCUGGCGGAGGAGUUGAAGCUUUUUUUCAUGCGAUUCGUUCGCAAUGGCUUCAAGGUUCCUACUCUGUGGAACACAAUUUGAGGAGGUAACGGGGAUCAGUCUUUAUCUGGAAGACGAAGUGGACGCCGGAGUUCAGUUGGAGCUCCUGCCAGAGCUGGAUAUGGAGUUCACCCCUGCCAUCGUGUACGACCCGGAGGCGGUAGCCGCUGCCUGCGGCUCC